CUUUGGUAACGUAACUCCCGGAUGCUAACAAUGGCAGUGGAUCGACGGAAGCUGGUGUUACUGCGACGGCCUCUUCCUCCUAUCAAGCCGGCACACGACUCCACUAUCCGUCAGGCCGUAGGUGACGUGCCUGAGGAGGCGUACAUAUUGGAAAGACUGAGCCCCCUUUCGGGGAAGCGACCAUCAUCCCGUAAAUCCGAAUUCAGAAGCAGAGGCGGCGAUAUCGUUUGCGAUUCGCAGUACACAGUAAAAGAAUGGAAACCCAGAGGACCAGACAGUUUUAUUCCCAGUGUUUCGCCUCGAACGUAUCUUCCCAACAUGUCACUUGCUCUCAUGUUAACUCACGACCGUUCAUCGCCUCCUACUCCGCCGCUUUUUACUCUUAACAACUUCCAGUAUCUUGCAGCAAGAACUAGCUUCCAGUGGAAACGUCAGGGAGGGCAAAUUGCUCCAAAGGCGGCGAUGAUUUCUCGUGAGAAUUACAGAAAGUUGACCAGUUGGGCAGCCACUCAACUGCCAUCUCAAAAGGAGUUGCGCUCACAGUUACUGGAGGGAGAUCCACCUGAAAUCAAAAUAGGAAAACCGAGACACCAAGUUCUACUAGAAAUGAGAGCAAUGCUUAAUAAAGUGCUGGAAGACAUUGAUACUGAUACAGAUGAGAGUGCUAGUAGUUCAGAAAGCUCCCAACUGCAACUUGUACCUGUAUGUCCCAGUAGUGAGGCUGUAUUUAAGGGAUCAAGGAGUCGAUAUUUCAUGGGAGAAGGAAGAAGCAAUUCACCCUUUGAUGAGAAAGCAGAUGUUAUAUCUCCUGCUGAAGCAGCAGUAUUAGAAAGUCUGUUGGCUGGUGGGAAGGUUCUUGUACUGAAGGCACACUUCCUUCAGUCUCUUCCACAUUUGGAACCUCUUGCAGCCACUCUUACUGACCUUAACUUGUCGUUCAAUGAGCUGAGGGAGUUCCCUUCUCAACUUUUACUUCUCAAUCAACUGACUGUUCUCAAAAUGAGGAACAAUCCAAUAUCAGAGAUACCUAGUGAGAUAAGACAACUCCAGUGUCUUAAGUCUUUUUGUAUUUCAUUCAAUCUCCUUACAAGUCUACCAGCUGGGCUGUAUGACCUACAGAAUUUGAGAGAUGUUGAUGUGUCAUACAAUAGAAUCAGUUUUCUGUCAAAUGACUUGAGGAAAUUGAAGUCAUUAUGUGUGCUGAACGUUGAAGGCAAUCAGUUGUCAGGUCUUCCUUGUGGAAUACUGGAGCUUCGAGACGUGAAGCAAAUACUUGCCUCCAAUAACUUCAUGCAUCCUCUGUUGUGGGCUGAAAAGUCAGUGAGCCAGCCACAGCGAUUGUUGGAUCUCUCUGCAUUAUGUGUAACAAAUCACGGCAUUGAUCAAUUCUACAGCUUUUCUCUACCAAAUGACAUUCGAUGUUUCCUCAACACUGCAAGCACCUGCGACUGUUGUGGUGGUUGUCUAUUUGGUGAAGGGCUGCGAGUAAUUCAGUCAACGCACGAACCCAUGUUUAGUGUUAGAAAUAUACCUUUUGUAUUCACAGCAUGUUCGCCAUCAUGCAGAGACAAAUUUCUUCCACAAAAACCUAAGACUAUUGCUGUAAAGCAUUACAUUUAAGAUACAUAAGAGAAAACAACUUUGAAUAGACAAGAAGUAAUGAAUUUAAUUAAAGAAGGUUGCUGCUCCGUUAUCUUAAUAGUUUGCUCAAAAUCCAUUGAAUUUUAUCUGUUCUGUUUGCACCAUCAAUCCACUCUCAGUCUGUGUACCAUGCAAUUCUGGUUCAAUUCAAAUUGCAAAUUUAUGGAGAUGGUGCACACAAUUGAGUAUUAUUUGAUUACUUUCUAUCAUUUCGGAUUAAACAGAUAACACAAUAUAAGGCAAGACGCAAUGUCGCAU
Corticium candelabrum is the source of this 1899-nucleotide messenger RNA. RefSeq names its product leucine-rich repeat-containing protein 63-like. The transcript is spliced from 8 exons. The record is from RefSeq and is a predicted model, not a curated record. Gene Ontology annotation, molecular function: protein binding. Bases 22 to 1620 code for a protein of 532 amino acids. NCBI's taxonomy places the organism in Eukaryota, Metazoa, Porifera, Homoscleromorpha, Homosclerophorida, Plakinidae.